Molecule: messenger RNA, 1502 nt
Organism: Girardinichthys multiradiatus
Lineage: Eukaryota; Metazoa; Chordata; Actinopteri; Cyprinodontiformes; Goodeidae
Product: synaptogyrin-3-like
Exons: 4
Coding region: 152-865 (237 amino acids)
Cellular component (GO): neuromuscular junction; synaptic vesicle membrane
Source: RefSeq, a predicted model, not a curated record
GGACCGGUGCUGUUGCUGCCUCAGAUGAGCCUCGGUGACGCGCUGUGACUUCAUCCGGAGGCUGAAGGAGGGACGCCACCGCUGCGGGCUGCUCUCACACCGACUCUUCUCGCUUUCUCCGCCGCGUUCAGGCAGCUAAAAACCCGGUGGGAUGGAGACAGUGGGCGCGUACGGCGCCAGGAAGGCCGGGAGCGUCCCCUUCGAUCCGGUCGCCUUUUUCAUGCAUCCCCGCACCAUCCUCAGACUGCUGUCGUGGGUUUUCUCCAUUGUGGUGUUCAGCUGCAUAGUGAACGAAGGCUACAUCAACAUUGGCAGCGAGCGUUUGCUGUGUGUCUUCAACAAAAACGCAGAUGCAUGUAACUUUGGCAUGACCGUGGGUGUGGCCUGUUUCCUUGGCAGCAUCUGUUUCCUGAUCCUGGACGUUUAUUUCCCUUCCAUGAGUAACCUCAAGGACCGAAAACGAGCUGUACUGCUUGACCUCAUCUUUUCUGGAGUGGCCAGCUUUCUGUGGUUUGUUGGAUUCUGUUUUCUGGCCAAUCAGUGGCAGGCCACGUCUCCAGAUGAGCUGCCAUUGGCCCAGGGCUCGGAUGCUGCCAGAGCCACCAUCGCUUUCUGCUUCUUUUCAAUCCUCAGCUGGGCCGUGUUGACGCUGAGUGCACUUCGACGCUACCUGACCGGCACCAGCACAAACUUAUUCACCUGGCAGCACCUUGACCCUCCUCCAAGCAACGUCCGAGCUACUCCAUACCCCAUCCCCAAUGGCGGCACCAUCGUUACCACCAACCCCUACCAAGCCCCGCCCUUCACCGAAACCCUGGACCCACAGAAACUCACACAGCAAAGACCCGUGGCUCCUGCUUUUUAGAACACAAAAAGAGGAGAUGUGAGCUGAACGACACAGCACACUGAGCUGGAACUGAGGGCCACUUGCCCUACUGGUUUUACUGGGUUUCCAUCCCCUCCAUGGAGCGGCGGGAUUCUAGGUCAUGUGAUGUUAGAUCUAUUUUCACCAUGGCAAUAGCUGGCGAAGCUUAGUUAGUCGUAACACUUGUUCUGUUCACGCACGCACACACACACACACAAAGAUAUCGAUGCACGCGAGCGCAGAUGUACUCACUUACCACCUGGAUACAGUUACACAUAUGGAAACACAUGUACAGAUUCACAAAGAGAAACAUCCUGGCUGCAUGUUCAUAGGGUGAAGUGCAGAUUAACAUAGACAUAGACCAGUGAAGAUGCUUUACCUGCCUUAUGAAUGGACCCAGUGGGAGACAUGUGGAAGCUUUGUAGCUUUUUAUUAAACACAAGCAGGUCACCCAGCGGCUGAAGGUAUGAUAAAGAUAUUGUGAAAUGAAAGAGAGAGGUGGCAGAACUUGCAGGAAAUGCUAGUUUCUUGGCAGGACUGCUUAAUAUAGUUUCAGUGUAGAAUAUUGUGUUUAAAUAUCUCAUUGUGAUCUGUUGAAUUGGUUAAAAAAGGAAAUAAACUGUACUCAACACCAUGA